Messenger RNA from Hypoxylon trugodes, 1041 nucleotides. RefSeq lists its product as uncharacterized. Lineage: Eukaryota; Fungi; Ascomycota; Sordariomycetes; Xylariales; Hypoxylaceae. The transcript has 3 exons. Bases 530 to 760 code for a protein of 76 amino acids. The record is from RefSeq and is a predicted model, not a curated record.
GAGAAGAGGACGUAUUCCUGUUGGAUUGGGCGCUUAACAUGCUUGUGUGAGCGCGCAUGCUUCUGAGACUUGACUUCAAUGGGAGUUGGGCGUAGAAAGCGCCGAAAUGUGCUUUUAGCAAUACGAGCUGGUAGGUGCCGUAUCUCCUAAAGGUCACAAAACAGGCUAACAUAGCUGAAUGAUAGAAUGGUUUCGAAGGCAUGACGAUUCUCCAUUUCGUAAACCAAGGAUGGUGUUGCUCUCAACUCUGGAUGACAGUCUAUAGAGACUGAGUUGUCGAUUGUACCUAGUCCAUGAGGUACACAUGAUAUCAUUGGAGUUAGUAGAUGAUGCUGACAACAUAUAUCGUGACGUCUCUUCCAAACCUUAGAUUUACGAAGCGUAUUUGGAUCUCUGGUGUAUAUGAACCACCCAGAUCAUCUAUUCAUCUCAAAGACUCGGGAUAAUCCUCUAGUUUAGCUAGAUCUUUCUAAGUCUGUUGAAAUUGCACCGUUUUACAUACCGCAAAUUCCGCUUUUACUCUUUCAAAAUGGCACCCAGGUACAAGAAGGGACAAAUGGUUACCUACAAGCCUGUCGGAGGUCCUGAUUCAAACACACCGGAGAGUGUUGGUAGGAUCAACGACGUUCUUACUGAACCGGGAAAGCAGGCCGACAGAAAUGUCCAGGCCAGUUCUGAUAACCCGCGAUAUGAGAUCGUCAAUGACAAUACUGGCAAGACCACCACAAUCUACGAAACCAACAUCCUAGGUUCAGCCUAGUCAGUCCGACGUAACUGGGUAGUUUCGACAUCGCUCAUGGUUUCUGGUGAUGAUUUCAGUGGCGUAAAGGAGGGGUAACGGCUUAUCUUGUACAACUCGUCGGAUGUGGAGUCGUCAAUUAAUAGGAUAUUGGUAUCGAAUGACCAAUCCAAUACACUCAUUAAAACCAACUUCUAGCGUCUCUUCAUUGAGCUCUGCGACGUUUUGUGUGCUCACUGGUGUUUAUAAUCAUAGGUUGAUCCCAGCUCGACAGAAGUUCCCGUUUGAUUUGGGUGCUGCCU